GGCAGAGAGAGGUACAAGAAUGAUAUUACCACCGAGAUGUUGAGGUCCAGCGCCUCCGACAGGAGGGUUAACUACCGAGCUACGUGCUCGCCUUGGAUUGCCGCCUCCUCCGUUCGAUCCCGCUGCGCCUGUUACCAAACCAAGCAACCCGGUGAACAUUCGUAUAAAAACCGCAUUCAGCACGAUCUUUUCGGACAGUCCUGCUAUCGUGGAAUGGUCAGGGACUUACCGCGGCUCCUGGAACCUAUUACAAAGCUCAAGCACAUUGUCAUGGGCGCCAUUCCCGGCCCCGACGAAGAGGCUUUCGUUGUCGGACUUGGCAGACCAAAACAACUCACUCGUUUCAGGCAUACAGGGCAGCUAGCUCGGUACAUGGAUGAAUUCCAGCGUAUGUACGGGUUUUCUCGCGACAUACCAUCUUACCUUGGUUUAUCCGCGGAGCUUCCGCGUGGAAUCAAAUCUUGGGGUCUCGGGGUCUAUGACACCCCUAGAAGGUGGACGGGGAUCAUACAUCCAGAGCCCCAGGGGGCUUUCUGCCUCGAAGGGAAGAAUCAUCCAUCAACUGUGAGGAUACGAACCCCACAUAAAUCACUGGAAUCUGGUCAUAGAAAGAAUAGGGGAAGGGAAAGGGGCGCAAGUCAAAGGUCGAGGAAAGCCAGUUACAACUCAUCCCUGUCCCAUACGUCUUGCUUCCGUCGAUGACGGUUUACACAUCUUGGGGACCAGUACCGUCGGUCGUCCAUGGCGACGAAGACCACCCGCGCACGUCGGUUUGUUGUACGAUGGAAAGCGCACGGGUAUGAACAUGAUAUAUGGAUAACCGGAAAGCAUAUAGGCGCAUAUGACUUGGUAGCAGAGUUUAAAGAAACGCGGGUAAGGGAUAUCGCACCUACUUACCUUAUUUGGGAUCGGGCAAAAUAUCACGCAGAUUGCCGGGGGAUAGGGGCGAUGGAUGGCAUCGUGUAUAUGGAAAGAUUGCCGAUUCAGAACGGGUCUGGGCUUUU
Messenger RNA from Aspergillus uvarum CBS 121591, 1004 nucleotides. RefSeq lists its product as uncharacterized. The coding region runs from base 37 to 702 and encodes 221 amino acids. NCBI's taxonomy places the organism in Eukaryota, Fungi, Ascomycota, Eurotiomycetes, Eurotiales, Aspergillaceae. The transcript has a single exon. The record is from RefSeq and is a predicted model, not a curated record.